Aspergillus versicolor CBS 583.65 is the source of this 945-nucleotide messenger RNA. RefSeq lists its product as uncharacterized. The record is from RefSeq and is a predicted model, not a curated record. The transcript has a single exon. The coding region runs from base 85 to 945 and encodes 286 amino acids. Lineage: Eukaryota; Fungi; Ascomycota; Eurotiomycetes; Eurotiales; Aspergillaceae.
AGUCUCUCCAAGGAGGCUUGAUUUCGCAAACAAAGGAACCGCCACACAUAACCUUCCAGACAAGACGCCGCUCGUGUUGCCCGCAUGGCCGCCCCAUCUGAUGCACAACAAUAUGCCCUACUCGGUGCCACUGGUAACACGGGACGACUGAUCCUGCAAAAGCUUUUAGACACGUCCAACCCCUCUACCAAAUUUAACAUCUACGUCCGCUCCCGCUCAAAGCUAGAAAGCCUGGUCCCGGCUGUUGCCUUGGACGGGAGAGCAACCAUCUUCGAAGGAAGUCUUCAGGAUCCAGCCCUAAUUCGCAACUGUCUCUCCGGCGCGACCACCAUCAUCGCCACCGUCGGCGAGAACGAGAACAUCCCUGGCAUAACAAUUCUACGCGACUGUGCGCAAGCCAUCAUUGACGCUUUAUCCGCCCUCCGAGCCAGCAGGCCAUCAGGCUCAGGGCGGAAGUGGACGCCGCCGCGCCUCCUCUUGCUCUCCUCGGCGACGUGGAAUGCGCAGUUCGCGGCGGACCGACCGGCCAUGCUCCACUGGAUGAUCCGCAACGCGUUCGCACGGCCGUACAGCGAUCUUGUGCAGGCGCAGGAGAUGCUGUUGCGUGUUCCCGAGCUAGCCGACGUGCUCCUUGUCCAACCAAAUGCACUCGUCAAGGAGCCAGCGACGGGAUGUGUGAUUAGUACCGAGUUUGCAUACACGGCGGUCUCAUACGAGGAUCUGGCCGAGGGGUUUGUCCAGUUGGUCACGGCUCCAGAGUAUGCAAAGACGACCGCGAUUGGCGUGUCUAGUGCAAGGGCGGCUAAUCCCCUGCUGUAUGUACCGUUUGUCUUUGGGAAAGUCAUUCGGGGCUUGUUGUUCCAGUUUGUACCAGGGUAUUGGCAGGCCGAGUAUGCCAUUUGUGGAUGGGUUGCCGGUCUUGGGCAGAAGGUCAAGGCUGCCUAA